AUGCCCUUAAGACAAUCAUUACCAACGCUGCUGGUAAAGUAUCCUGUAAGCAUGGCUUCAAAAGCUCAACGGGUGGUGCAGGAUAAGGGAGGUGCAAGAGCCUUGGAGGUGGGCAGGGGAGGUGCAGAGCAGGGGAGGUGCAGAGCAGGGGAGGUGAAGAGCAGGGGAGGUGCAGAGCAGGGGAGGUGCAGAGCAGGGGAGGUGCAGAGCAGGGGAGGUGCAGAGCAGAGGAGGUGCAGAGCAGAGGAGGUGCAGAGCAGGGGAGGUGCAGAGCAGGGGAGGUGCAGAGCAGAGGAGGUGCAGAGCAGAGGAGGUGCAGAGCAGAGGAGGUGCAGAGCAGCGGAGGUGCAGAGCAGAGGAGGUGCAGAGCAGAGGAGGUGCAGAGCAGAGGAGGUGCAGAGCAGCGGAGGUGCAGAGCAGAGGAGGUGCAGAGCAGAGGAGGUGCAGAGCAGCGGAGGUGCAGAGCAGAGGAGGUGCAGAGCAGCGGAGGUGCAGAGCAGCGGAGGUGCAGAGCAGAGGAGGUGCAGAGCAGCGGAGGUGCAGAGCAGAGGAGGUGCAGAGCAGAGGAGGCGCAGAGCAGAGGAAGUGCAGAGCAGCGGAGGUGCAGAGCAGCGGAGGUGCAGAGCAGAGGAGGUGCAGAGCAGAGGAGGUGCAGAGCAGCGGAGGUGCAGAGCAGAGGAGGUGCAGAGCAGAGGAGGUGCAGAGCAGAGGAGGUGCAGAGCAGCGGAGGUGCAGAGCAGAGGAGGUGCAGAGCAGAGGAGGUGCAGAGCAGAGGAGGUGCAGAGCAGCGGAGAGGAAGCACACAUGGGGGGUAGAGAGCAAGAUUAG
This is a messenger RNA of Closterium sp. Naga37s-1, 828 nucleotides long. Lineage: Eukaryota; Viridiplantae; Streptophyta; Zygnematophyceae; Desmidiales; Closteriaceae. The record is from the annotation of a GenBank genome assembly.